Daucus carota subsp. sativus is the source of this 1520-nucleotide messenger RNA. RefSeq names its product serine carboxypeptidase-like 45. Gene Ontology annotation, cellular component: vacuole. The record is from RefSeq and is a predicted model, not a curated record. NCBI's taxonomy places the organism in Eukaryota, Viridiplantae, Streptophyta, Magnoliopsida, Apiales, Apiaceae. The transcript is spliced from 10 exons. Gene Ontology annotation, biological process: proteolysis. Gene Ontology annotation, molecular function: serine-type carboxypeptidase activity. Bases 150 to 1520 code for a protein of 456 amino acids.
UCUUUUCUGUAAUCAUAAAAAAGACUUUCACCAUUUCCAGGAAUACCUCUUUUCUCCGGUUACAUUUCUUUCUCAGCAUUUUAUUUCCUGUUUCAAAAAAUAGAUUUCACUAUAUUCUGUAUGAUAAUCAUUAAUCAAUCCAUAGGAAGAUGGCAAAGACCCAUUUGAUGCUUCUUUUUCUUCUUUGUUCCUUCAUAAAAAUUGAGUGUUCUUUAUCUGGUUUUGACAAAAUCACGAAGUUACCAGGCCAACCUAAGGUGGGGUUUCAACAAUAUUCAGGUUAUAUUAUUGUAGACAAAACUAACAUGAAAGAAAAAGCCUUUUUUUACUAUUUUGUUGAGGCCGAGCGUGAUCCCGCUUCCAAGCCUUUGGUUCUUUGGUUGAAUGGAGGGCCUGGUUGUUCUUCUGUGGGUAUAGGAGGAUUUUCGGAGCACGGACCUUUUAGAACAAAUGGGAAUGGCUUGGUUAAAAAUAAAUGCAGCUGGAACUCAGAGGCAAAUAUGCUGUACUGGGAGAGUCCAGCAGGUGUGGGGUUCUCCUACUCAAGCGAAAAAUCGAAAAUGAAUGAUGAAUUAACAGCCAGGGACAAUCUUGUUUUCUUGAAACGCUGGUUCAUGAAGUUUCCUCAGUAUAGCCAGAGAGAGUUGUUUUUAAUGGGAGAAAGUUAUGCAGGUCACUAUAUUCCUCAUCUUGCACAGCUCAUGACCCAAUCCAAUAAAAAGCAGAGAGUAUUCAAUUUGAAAGGCAUCGCGCUGGGUAAUCCAGUUCUAGAUUAUGUGACAGACUUCAAUUCGAGGGCUGAGUUCUUAUGGUCUCAUGGAGUGAUAUCAGAUUCAACAUACAAUAUCUUUACUUCCGUCUGCAACUAUUCUCGCCUUAUGAGUGAAUUUUAUAGAGAUUCCCUUUCAUCUACAUGUUCAGGGGUGAUUGGUGAAGUAAACAAAGAAACUAGUAGGUUUGUGGACAUAUAUGAUGUUACCCUUGAUAUUUGCAUUGCAUCAGUCUUUGCACAAUCGAAGGUUAUUAGCCCUCAGGUUAUUAAUAAUAUUGAUGUAUGCUUGGAAGACGAAACCGUUAAUUAUUUGAACCGGAAAGAUGUCCAGAAGGCACUUCAUGCUCGUCUUGUUGGAGUCGACAAAUGGAAUGUAACCAGCAACAUUCUGGACUAUGAUCAUCUGGAUGUUGAAAAACCUACAAUAUCAUUAAUUGGAUCACUUGUCAUGGAAGGAAUCCCAGUCCUGGUUUUCAGCGGAGAUCAGGAUUCUGUUAUUCCAUUGACUGGAAGCCGGACCUUGGUGCAUGGACUAGCAAAACAGCUAGGACUGAAUACAACUGUACCUUACAGAGUUUGGUUCCAAGGGCAGCAGGUUGGUGGAUGGACUCAAGUUUACGGAAAUAUUCUAUCAUAUGCAACCAUAAGAGGUGCUGCUCAUGAAACUCCUUUCUCACAGCCGGAGCGAUCUCUGGUGGUAUUCAAAUCAUUUCUGAAAGGCAUGCCUUUACCAGAAAAGUUCUCAUAA